Molecule: messenger RNA, 1507 nt
Organism: Drosophila eugracilis
Lineage: Eukaryota; Metazoa; Arthropoda; Insecta; Diptera; Drosophilidae
Exons: 4
Coding region: 449-1333 (294 amino acids)
Biological process (GO): regulation of transcription by RNA polymerase II
Cellular component (GO): nucleus; transcription regulator complex
Molecular function (GO): DNA binding
Source: RefSeq, a predicted model, not a curated record
GAGGCAUUCCUUUAGUUUACACUCUUUGAGAGGGUUGUAUUCCCUAUGAAAACUUGAUCCCCUCUAACUUAGAAAGAGAGCGCAUUACGCCCCUUUAAGUUUGUUGUGACCUCUUUUUCGUUGGCCGGCAACGAGUGAUUUGUUUAUAUUCGCUGCCCGUUAGAGUUUUGAAUGUCUAGCUGACACUUUAAAUAAUCUAGUAGUCUUGUGCUCUAAAAUCAGGAACAACUGCCCUUCGUAAUUGCACUAAUCAUUUUCAGUUGCAACACUUGUUGACAGUAGAAGAAAGCGGAACGAGUUGCAAAAAACCAGCGACAGCACCAACUCCCUCGUGCACGGCAGCAACAAGCAUCUAAAAAUCGAGUUUAAUAAAUGUAUCAUCGCUUUUAAAGCAGUGUCAGUGAUUAAAUAAAUCAUUUAUUAACAUAUUUCAGUUUUUAUCGAUGAAAUGAAAACUCGACGUAGACCAAUUGCACCGUCUCCAAAUAUUUAUGCCACCAAUGCCAAAAUCUGCCAUUUGGUGGCCCAACAUCCAUGUCUCUACGACCGGAGCGAUGAUGACUACAUGCGGAAAUCUACUGUGAGAAAUGCCUGGAAGGAUAUAUCCAAAGAGAUGCGUAAUUCUGUCAAAAGCUGCAAGGAACGCUGGCGCAACAUUCGCACAAGCUAUGCUCGCUCUAUAAAGCUGCAUCACGGGGCAAAUACAUACUACCUAAAUAGCGAACUGCAGUUCCUGCAGAAUCACAUCACUCCCGGAGUUCCCAUUCCGCUAAGAGGCCGUCGUUCAAGACCCAAAGGUCAGGAGGAGCAGGACAGCGGGGAGUACGAUACUCCCGUGGAGGCCAUUCUAGAGAUGAAGCAUUCGCCGAGCAGUCCCGAUUCAGAGCAUGCGCUUAGCCGCUACAGUACCAAUUCUGAGUCGGAGGCUGGAUCCGAGGACGAAAAUGGCUCCGAACAGGCGAGGGAGGCAAAACGUUUGCAAUUGUCGAAGGAAAGCCAAGAGGAGGCCAAGACAUUAAGCCACACUAUUGAUGCAUCUCCAAUCAUGGAUUUUGAUGACGCAUUCCUGCAGGGACUGCGUCCCGAAAUCAAGCAUAUGAACUUCCACCAGAAGCUGUAUUUCAAGCGUCGUGUUUACGAGCUGCUCGGCGAGAUAUUCCAUUCCGAGGAGUCCGGCUCUUCUAGCCAACCAACGCAGUUGCCUCCACCGGAGAAGGUCAAUGGGAAGCUACCCGUAAUCUCAUCAUCACCAUUACCCUCAAAUCCUCUGCAGCACAUGGGACUGACGUUGAAGCUGCCAAAGCUGAUAGCCAAGCCAGCCAAAGAUGUCUAACUUCGUAGGCUAUAAACGACUGAUUUCGAAUUUAUGUACAGAACACAGGACAAAUAAUAUUUUAAGUUGUUUUUAAACAUGUUCAGAGAAUGUAUAAGCUAAUUGCAUGGAGCAGUUAGGAGUCCAAUUUGCAGUUGACAUAAGUAUAAAUAAACAGAUUUUAUAAAACUGAAA